Fonsecaea nubica is the source of this 999-nucleotide messenger RNA. RefSeq lists its product as hypothetical. The record is from RefSeq and is a predicted model, not a curated record. Lineage: Eukaryota; Fungi; Ascomycota; Eurotiomycetes; Chaetothyriales; Herpotrichiellaceae. The transcript has a single exon. The coding region runs from base 1 to 999 and encodes 332 amino acids.
AUGCUUGCCAUAUCUAUGGCUCAGCCUAUACCACAUAUCCUAUCUCACCUCGACCCGGUUCUCCCGUUAUCCAUGUUUCCGACAGAAAAUGUCCGACCUCUACAUCCCCCCUCACCGGGGAAAAAACCGAAACUAUCACUAAGGACUUCAGAUCUCGCUCCGACCUUUCAUGGAUCGACCAGUUGCCAGACCGGAAUCAAUACUGGUGCUACCACGACCCCAACGACAUUAAACACAUUCAAUAAUACAUUUGAUCUUGCCUACAGACCUUCACCAGUGACAACGCUUCCAUCACCGGCGACGCAUUCGCAAGCAAGAGGAAGUGCACAUCCGAGCUCUCCGGUUGUAAAACUCUCAGAAUAUCCUUACAUCCUAAAUUUGCCCUUUGGCGUCCAUUCGAUAUUGAAAAAUAGUCCACUUCCGCGAGAAAUUCGCCGACCUUCUGUCAGCGCAAGUCCUCGCUUGACUGGUCGACGAGUGUUUUUUCCAGUGAUCAAGAGGGUCGCAUUCCGUGCCGAAUUGGAGGAAGAAAUUUUCACAAAGACCUACACCAUGCGCCACGCGGACCUGAGUUCGUCCGAUGAGGAAUCUCUACCUUCCGAGAGUGAAGAGCAAAGUGGAACCUCCACCGAUGAGGACAGCGACGGCGAGGUAGGCCGCCAAAUCCGUGUGGAUGAAGUUUCGCCGCGCAAGAAAAGGAAGCGGAAGUCUGUUGCCGUGUCUCCAUCCCCUUCAUCUGAACUGGAACGAGGCAGACAAGAAACACCGCAAUGCGCAACUGCGAGUUCGAAACGGAAGCGACGGAGAUGGGAAUGGACUAUAGACUCGUCAAUAUCUGGUCUAGCUCGAUCGAGGGAAUUGUCUGAAGAAGUCAGAAAAGAUCAGAGCCUUCCAUUGGAAGGGCCGAGAAGAUCUCUAGAUGCAGAUGCAGUGCAGGAUGUGAAUCGGUCUGAGGAGAAUGGAGAGAUCAGACAGGUACAGGAUUGUCUAAGCGGCUGA